This is a messenger RNA of Linepithema humile (Argentine ant), 2147 nucleotides long. It is a transcript of the gene Setd3, whose product is annotated as SET domain containing 3. The record is from RefSeq and is a predicted model, not a curated record. Gene Ontology annotation, biological process: peptidyl-lysine trimethylation; peptidyl-lysine monomethylation; actin modification. Lineage: Eukaryota; Metazoa; Arthropoda; Insecta; Hymenoptera; Formicidae. Gene Ontology annotation, molecular function: protein binding; protein-lysine N-methyltransferase activity; protein-L-histidine N-tele-methyltransferase activity.
UAUGUUGCCCGUGUUUCGACAGAACCGCAACGACGUGAACGCGCGGCCGAUACGCUGCUAUUUUCGUUGCGGCGUACAGUGUGUUUAUUCUUGCCAGUCGUAGCCGCCGCGCGUUACGCAUUAUGAUGUAUUUGAAUGCGACGGGGAGUCACGAGAGCGCCGUGAGAUAGUAGACAAAAAUGGGCAGGAAGAAAGCUCAGGCGUCGUGCAAAGGUAAACAACACGGCCCAUCGGCGCAGCAGAAGCAGGCAUCCUCUGCGGCACGUAUCCUCUCACGAGGAGCGAGGAACGAACUCGAUGUCCUGUGCGAGAAACUUUUUCAUCUGACUAGCAAUCCGGCGUAUAUGACGCAAUUAUGGAACAACUACUUGGAUAUAUCGGAAGUUCUGCUGAAGGUUAAACGUUUGGAAGAGAUGAAGACGGAAUCGUCCCAGCGAUCCCAGGUGAUUGGACAAUUCACGAAUUGGCUGACGGAGAAUGGGGCGCGUAUGGACGGCGUGAGCAUCGCCGAGUAUCCGGGAUACGAUCUGGGACUGAAGGCAGAGGCCGACUUCGCCGAGAAUCAAUUGAUCCUGGAGAUACCGAGGGCCCUGAUUUUCAGCACGUAUACGGCGGCGCCGGAAUUAACCGCUCUGCAAAAUGAUCCGUUGGUCCAGCACAUGCCGCAAGUGGCACUGGCGAUAGCGCUACUCGUGGAGAGAUACAAGAAGAAUUCUACGUGGAAGCCUUAUCUGGAUAUGCUUCCGAAUAGUUACAACACGGUUUUAUAUAUGAAAGCCAAUGACAUGAUCGAGCUGAAAGGCAGUCCUACGUUAGAGCCUGCAUUGAAGCAGUGUCGGAAUAUCGCCAGGCAGUAUGCUUACUUCAGCAAAAUAUUUCAGAACAAUAAUGAACCGGUAUCUGCAAUGCUUAAGGACAUUUUCACCUACGAACGAUAUUGUUGGGCAGUUUCCACGGUGAUGACGAGGCAGAACUUGGUUCCGAGCCCGGACGGCUCGCGCAUGAUCCACGCUUUAAUCCCGAUGUGGGAUAUGUGCAAUCACGAGAACGGCAGGAUCACGACGGAUUUCAACUCGACGUCGGAUCACUGCGAGUGCUACGCGUUGAGGGACUUCAAGAAAGGGGAGCAAAUAUUUAUAAGCUACGGUCCGAGGACAAAUUCCGACUUCUUCGUGCACUCGGGCUUCGUCCAAAUGGAUAACGACCAAGACGGCUUUAAACUUCGGCUCGGCAUCAGCAAGGCGGACUCCCUGCAGAAGGAGCGGAUAGAGCUCUUGGGCAAAUUGGAUUUGCCGUCGGUCGGGGAAUUCUUGCUGAAACCAGGCACGGAGCCCAUCUCCGAUACGCUAUUAGCCUUCCUGCGAGUGUUCAGUAUGCGAAAAACCGAGCUGGCGCACUGGCUACGCUCGGACAAGGUCUUCGACCUGAAGCAUAUGGACUGCGCGCUGGAGACGGUCGUCGAGGAGAACGUGAGGAAAUUUUUGCUGGCCAGGCUGCAGCUUCUAAUCGCGAAUUAUCCGACGACACUGAAGGAGGAUUUGGAAUUACUGGAGACCACGUUACCGCAGGUGAAGAAAAUGACCGUGCAACUGAGGGUGACGGAAAAGAGGAUUCUUCUGGGCGCUCUUGAAUACGUGGAGCAGUGGAUAAAAGCUUGAGAUAAUCGCUCGUGUCUCGGCGGGGGAGAUCGAACACAAUUUUAACGCUCUAAGAGCAUCUCGAGAGAAAUCAAUUUUAUUUUUACAAUAUUUCUGAGAACGGCGAUUUCGAGUAUAAAAAGUAAAAUAUAAAAGCGGACGAAUUAUACAUAAUAAAAAGCGUACAUCUAUUGUCUAUCGGUAUACUUUUAACGCUCGGCGUUGUGUACGCGUACUAAUUAUAGGAAACAUUUGUAAAAUACUGAGAAAAAUCAUACGAACGUUCAACGAUUAUAUGUCUACGUAAGUGAUAUAUGAUGUAAUUGUACAAUAAUUGCGUGCUCAGUAAAUAUCGUAAUUUCUGUUUUCGUGAGAUGGAGACUUUUAGCUUUUUCGCAAUCGCUGCUUUUUUUAAAUUAUAUACGAAUCAAACGUCGAUCAAGCGGAUUCUGAUCUACCACGAGAAUUGACUGCUGCUUUUACUCGCUGCUUUUGAUAUAUAUAACGUAA